AUGGCCGCCGACGCCGUCUCAGCGCAACAAGCGCAGCAAAUGCCCUUUAUCAAAAACCUCGCCUCAAGCGACCGCAAAGCACGCACCGAGUCCCUCGCAUCCCUCCAGUCCUUCCUCUCCUCCCGCCCCUCCCUCGCGCCCCUCGACGCCCGCAAGCUCUGGACGGGCCUCUACUACGCCCUCUGGAUGACGGACCGCCCGCGUCCUCAGCAGGCCCUCGCCGCGGACCUGGCCAACCUCGUGCACGGCCUGCGGGACCCUUGCGUCGAGACCUGGUGCGCCGCCUUCUGGAGCGUCCUCGGCACGCAGUGGCCGCACAUUGAGGCCCUCCGCCUGGACAAGUUCCUGCUGCUCGUGCGGCGCGUGUUCGCCGCCCACCUGAGGGUCGUCAGGGAGAGGGGGUACAAGGAGGGUGGCGAUGAUGAUGUGGUGGAGGGCGUGAAGAGGGUGUUUGCGGGGUGGUGCUUUGACAAGGAGGAUGAGCAGCGGGUUGCGCUGGGGCUGAGGCUGCAUGUGCUCGACGUGUGGGUCGAUGAGCUGGAGAGGGAGGGCGUGCUUGCUGAUGCUGCUGCGGAGGGGAAUGAGGGGGCGAGGCGGUUUGUGGAGUUUGUGGGGGAGUUGGUGGAGGGCUUGAAGAGGUGUCCUGUCAAGUCGGUGAGGCAGCGGGCGGCGGACAGCUAUGAUGACGAGAGGCUGCCUUGGGUGGAGAAGAAGGACGGUGGUGAGGAGGAGGGAGAGGAGCAGGAGGAGGAGGCGGGUGGGGUGGCGGUGUUGUGA
This is a messenger RNA of Trichoderma citrinoviride, 777 nucleotides long. RefSeq lists its product as hypothetical. The record is from RefSeq and is a predicted model, not a curated record. The transcript is spliced from 3 exons. The coding region runs from base 1 to 777 and encodes 258 amino acids. Gene Ontology annotation, biological process: rRNA processing. Lineage: Eukaryota; Fungi; Ascomycota; Sordariomycetes; Hypocreales; Hypocreaceae. Gene Ontology annotation, cellular component: nucleus; preribosome, large subunit precursor; preribosome, small subunit precursor.